This is a messenger RNA of Gymnogyps californianus (California condor), 4236 nucleotides long. Its product is annotated as centrosome-associated protein CEP250-like. Lineage: Eukaryota; Metazoa; Chordata; Aves; Accipitriformes; Cathartidae. The transcript has 21 exons. The record is from RefSeq and is a predicted model, not a curated record. Bases 17 to 4054 code for a protein of 1345 amino acids.
GCUGGAGAGCGGGGGCAUGGCGGCGCGGAGCCAGGCCUCCCUGCGGCGCCGGCUGCAGAGCUCGCAGGAGGCGCAGCACCGGCAAGCGGUGCUGGUGCGGAAGCUGCAGGCGAAGGUCCUGCAGUACCGGACUUGGUGUCGAGAGUUGGAGCAGCAGCUGGAAGCAGGAGGGGGAUCCCUUCCAGGCAGGCGGGAAGCCACAGAAGACCACAGCCUGAAGAAAGCACUGCUUCAGUUGGAAGAGGAGCAGCAAAGGUGCGAGAAUCUGGCAGAAGUGAACACUCUCCUGCGGGAGCAGCUCGGUAAAGCGAAUGAGGUUAAUUCAGCCCUCAAAGAAGAUGUUGGAAAACUGACGGCAGAUUGGAUGAGGGCCCGGGAGGAGCUGGACUUGACGGAGAGUGAAUGGCGCGGUGAACGUGAGCUUUAUGACAGCUGCUUAAGGGGUGAACACAGCCGUCUGCUCAGCCUGUGGCGUCAGGUGGUAACCUUCCGCCGUCAUUUCCUGGAAAUGAAGACCGCCACUGACCGAGAUUUGUCAGAGCUGAAGGCAGAGCAACUGAGGCUUUCUGGAUCUAUACUUGUAAGCUGCUCCCGCCUGAACUCUGGCGUACGGCUCUGGGAGUCCGUCAGUCUGGGUAGACCUGUCCUGAAGGAUGAGGCACAGCAGGAAGCGGAAGAGGAAAUAAGCCAGAAGACUUGGGAAGCGAUGCACUUACAAGUCAAGGGGGACCUGGAGAAGAAGGAGCUUCAGGAGAGGCUGAAGGACUUAGCUGCACUUGAAGGAAAACAUGCGUUAUUACAGAGUGAGUUGGUAGACGCAAGAGAGAGACUGGAGGAAUCGCACCUUCAGAGGGAUCUGCUGAAGCAAGAGAAACAUCAGCUUACCAUGGCACUGGAAAAGGCAGAGCAGGCAGUAGCAGAGUUGACAGGGGCUCAGAAUAAGCUGAGUGCUGAAGCAGCUGAUCUACGUGUUGCAACAGCGAAGAUGAGCAGUAUGAAUGAAGCCCUUGCACUGGAUAAAGUGCAACUGAGCAAACUUGUGCUGCAGCUGGAGCAAGAGAAUGAAGCUCUGUCAGGCAAAGUGGGCGAGAUGGAGAGAGCAAAGAUCUCUGAGCAGGAGAAGCUGACCGUGUGUGAACGAACAAAUGAAGAGCUCAGCGCAGAGAAAGCCCACCUGGAGCAGCUGCUGAAGAAGGCAGAGGAGCACCAGGAGGGGCUGCAGGUAGAGCUGAGGAGACUGGCAGAGGAGAAGGCAGAAACCCAAGAGCAGCUCAGUCAGGUUUACCGCCAGCAAGAGUCGGCUAGCAGUGGUCUGGAGCAGCUGCGCCAGGAGUCCUCUCGCCAAGGGCAUGCGCUGGCCAAGGUGUGCAAGGAGAAGGAAUUGCUGGUGCACGAGAAGGCUGCCCUAGAGGUGCGACUGGCAGCCGUGGAGCGGGACAGACAAGGCCUUUCAGAGCAGCUGGCAGAGGCCAGGUCGGCGAAGGAGACCCUGGAAUCCCGCCUGUUUGAGGCUCAGCAGCGCUUAUCUCAGCUGGAGAUCGCCAGGAGUCAGCUUGAAGUCCAACUUCACACCGUCACGCAGGCCAAGGAGGUGAUCCAAGGGGAAGUGAAGUGCCUUCAGUGUGAGCUGGAAGCGGAGAGGACUCUGAUGAGGCAGGAACGGGAAAACAUGGCAGAACGGCUCUUGCAGACAGAACGGCAGUGUGACAACACCCUCAGACUCCGGCAAGCUGAUCACGAAGUGGAAAUAAGCAAGCUCCUGCAAGACCUGGCAAGCGAGCGGGAAGGGCACCAUUCAGAGGUCCAGGAGAUGCUGGAGCAAUGGGAAAAGGAGAAGGCAGAGACAGAAAGGGAGCACGAGAAGAAGCUGUUUGAUGUGAAGCAGGAAGUUGCUACCGUGCAGGCUCAACAAGAAGAGGAACGAACCAGAGUCGAAAAUGCCAAGCAAGAGGUCCUGCUAGAAAAGGAGCGUGAGAAGGAUGCUUUAUUAGAGACGCUGCUCCAAACUCAGGGAGAGCUGAGAGAAGCCUGCCAGCAGCUCCAGCAGCUGAGGCAGGAGGUGGAAGAGCAGCGAGAGAACGGGCAGAACAUCACGGCAGAGCUGCAAGCAGAGCUGCAGGAAACUCAGAGCAAGAUCGAGGCAGUGGAGAAGAGGCACAAGGGAGAAAUCCAAACCGUCAAAGAGGAAAUGAAUAUCCUCCUUCAGCAGCGGGAUGCUCUACAAAACCAGGUGGAAGAGUUGACAUCUCAGCUAGCAGCCUCUGAAGAGCCUCUAAAGAAGGAGGCUGUGACUCUACAUCAAGAGGUGGCGUCUUUGGAAAGGAGACUCGAGAGCACUGAGAAGCAAAGAAAGGAUGUCCUGCAGGAACGGGACAGACUGCAAGCACUUAAAGAAGAACUGGUAUGGGAGAUAAAACUUCUUCAGGAGUCGGUCACAGCCUCUGAGACCCGAGCGACUACAGCAACAGAUAGGCAUCACUCCCUUGAACAAGAACUCCACACCACAGUGUCUCUCCUAAAAAUUAAAAAUGAGGAACUGGAAAUGCAGCGGGAGAAAAUCCAGGUGCUCCAGAAAGAGGCAGCACAGGGAAAAGCUUUGCAGGAGAAUCUCACUCAUGUGACUGCCAUCCUGUCAGAGAGGGAGGGAGAAAUGAAGGUGUACCAGGAACAGAUGAGACUGCUGGAAAAGCAGAAAGAAAUGCACAAAACUGCUCUGGAUCAGGUUAUUAAGGACGUAAGAGAGAAAAACCAGAAGAUUGAAUCCCAGCAAGAACAGAUACGGGAGCUGGAGAAGCAGCAAGAAGAACAAAGGAUUGCUGUCAGCAAAAUGAGCAAAGACCUGGAAGAGAGAGACCAGGAGAUCAGAUCCCUGAAGACCUUGCAGAAUCUCCACCUCAGGCUAACCAAGAAGAAUGAAGAGGUUAGACAUCACAGAGAGCAAGAGAAGCUCCUAGAAGCAGCCUUGCACAAGAGGGAACAAGAGACCAAGGCUCAAGUUGAGCAAGAAGAGUUAGACGAGGAAAGAAGAGCUCUUCAGGAAGACCUCCGGCACGUUCAGCAGACGCUGACAAAGAAGGAUGAAGAGAUCAAGUACCAGAGAGACAGAGUCGGGUGUUUAGAGAAGACUCUGGCAGGGAGAGAACAAGAGCUUAGGAGGCAGAGUGAACUCCUGAAACAAAUAACAUCGGCUUUGCGAUGGAAGGAUGGAGGGGAGACCCUACAGAAACAAAUCCAGAAACUCCGAAAAUGGGAGGAAGAGGAAGCAGAGAAGAGGAGAGUUCUCCAGGAGAGAGACCGUCUCUUGCAAAGGCAGAAGGAGCUAACCCAACAACUGGAAGAUGAGCGGAAGGCAAAGGGGGAAGAAUUGGAGCGUGCGAUUGCUAUUUUGAAGCAGACUGAAAGCGGGGAAAUGGAAUGGAAAGAGAAGGCACAAGCACUGACUCUCGCCCUUACCAAGAGUGAAAUGGCCAAUGGCACGUUGAGGGAAGAAGUAGCCGUCCUGCAGAGUAUGGUUUCAGAGAGGGACACGGACCGGUUUCAUCAUCAGCAGGCUACUGCAGAAGGGGAGCAGCUCUCGUGGCUCUCGGAGAAGAGACUCCUGUCGCAGCGGCUGGAACAUCUGCAGCGAGCAGUUGCAAGGCUGGAAGUUGAGAAGACUGAGCUGAAGCAACUCAAUGCUGAGCUCAGGAGGACUCUUGAGCAGGUGGAACGUGAACGGAGGAGACUGAAGAGAUACUGUAGUGGUCGGUCGCUGCCAGAUGCGUGCGGAUUUUCUCUCUCCGACCAGCACAAGGUGCCUGCUUCUCGACAGGAGGAGUCUCACACGCGCUGCAGUCGUCGAUUAGCUGAGUUGCAGAACCAGGUGUCCCUUCUGCAGACGCAGCUGGCGCAAGAACGCAAAUGCAAGCAGGACUACAUUGAGUGCUGUGCAAAGACCAGCCAGGAGCUGUCAGACCUUCACCGAGAGCUGUCUUGCUCCUUAGCAGCUGUGGUCAGGGAGCCCGAAGCUGCUGUUCUGGAGGCAGAGACUCGGAAGCUGGCUCAGCCUCUCUGAGCCUUCUUUUCCUGUAGAGGAGCAGCUGCAGCAUCACGGGGUUCCUGUCUCGUGCCCUUCCCAGGAAUGCAUUACGUUUUGCUGUGGGAAACGGGCUGCGUUUGUUCUCUUUGCCUUUGCAAGCAUCUCCUAGUGACGGUGGUUUUUAAAGUUUUUUUGAAUAAAAGGAAUUGUGCAGGACC